This is a messenger RNA of Rubroshorea leprosula, 508 nucleotides long. The record is from the annotation of a GenBank genome assembly. Lineage: Eukaryota; Viridiplantae; Streptophyta; Magnoliopsida; Malvales; Dipterocarpaceae.
CCCAAGCCACCGACUUUCUUUCCCCUUGAGAAACCCGGUGGGAUCUUGAUGAAUUUCUCUUCCUUUCUUGUUAAAUCACAAGAUUUGAGGCUUAGAAUCUUCCCUCUCAACCCAGAAAAUCCCGGAUCUGCUCUGCUCUUCUCCCUGCCCGCCGGCUGCUAUGUGGGUUUGAAUUUCUGGGCAUUUUUCGGGUAAGCCACAGCCAAGAAAUCAUCUCUUUAACCUUGAUUUAGGCUGGACUCGAAAAUCAAGGGGAGUGACGUGAUAAAAGGCUAGCCACUUGAGAUUUGACAUAGAUUUUAGAUACAUGUACACCACGCUCUUGUAAGUUAGAUUUUAAUUGGAAAUUUUAUGGUAUCAAAAUUGAUUUUGUUCAGUAAGUUCCGAGCCUUGUGCAUUUGUGGGACCCGUCUCACGAGUGCACGGCGUCUAUCACGCCUCGGAUUUGGGUUCUGGGGCGUGACACUUAAUGAGAUGAAUUAAUUCAUAAUAAAAAAAUAAAAUAUGU